Leishmania braziliensis MHOM/BR/75/M2904 is the source of this 1329-nucleotide messenger RNA. RefSeq lists its product as hypothetical. Lineage: Eukaryota; Euglenozoa; Kinetoplastea; Trypanosomatida; Trypanosomatidae. Gene Ontology annotation, cellular component: nucleus; perinuclear region of cytoplasm; cytosol. The record is from RefSeq and is a predicted model, not a curated record. The coding region runs from base 1 to 1329 and encodes 442 amino acids. The transcript has a single exon. Gene Ontology annotation, molecular function: small GTPase binding; GTPase activator activity. Gene Ontology annotation, biological process: activation of GTPase activity; nucleocytoplasmic transport.
AUGCCGGCGAGUGCACGAAGGAAAAAAGACAAAGUGCCCGCGCCGGGCACGAAAGGCGAGAAGUCCACUGGCUUCUACACCAAGAAGAGGUGGAGGUCGGUGCUGCAGGAGACGCGCGUGGACCUUGCCGGCCGCGCUCUCGGGCCACGUGGCGCCCUUAUUGUGGGCACGGCUCUCUUCAGGAAUACGUACGUCACCUUCCUCGAUCUGAGCCACAACGAGCUAGGCGAUGAUGGUGCGAUAUCGAUCGCCAGCAUGUUGCGUGGCAACACCCAUGUGCAGUACUUGAACUUGUCGCACAACAACAUGACAGACGCCGGCGGCAUCGCACUGGCGAGCGCUUUCAUUCCUAACGUCAGCCCUUCUGGCCAGCCCGGUCAAUGGAAUCGUACGCUGUUUACCCUCGUUCUCAUGGGCAACAGGCUCGGUGAUGAUACCCUCCUCGCCAUGGGCAACGCCGCGGCAUGCCACCGCGACUUGACCCGCGUGGACCUCUCGUGGAACACUGUCGGAGAGAACGGCACGAAGUGCCUCAUGCGGGCCUACGAGCGCAACCCACUCUGCGUCUACGAACUAGCCGCCAACGCUAUCGGGGACGAGGGUGCCGUAUACCUCUGCGAGGCACUGCAGCGUCACGGCGGUAAGACCCAGACAACGCUGAACCUGUACCGCAACUCCAUCAGCUGCCCCGGCGCCGAAGCAGUUGGCCGACUUGUGGCGAGCUCAUCCAUCGUGCAGGACGUGAGCCUCGCUUGCAACACGAUCGGCUUCAAAGGGGUGCAGGCGCUGCAGCGUCAGUUAACGGACGCCGCCGUGAUCGCCAGCUGCACCUUGCGCUCUCUCAACCUUAGCGACAACUGGAUUGGCGAUGAGGGAGCGGCGAGUGUGGCGGCCAUCAUCAAGGCCGAUCUCCCCUCACUCGAACGCCUGGACGUGUCUGAAAACAAAAUCACCGACGUCGGUGCCACCGCCAUUAUCACGGCGGCUUUGCAGAACACGCACCUGCUACUGCUGAACUGUGAGGCAAACCGCCUCGGCCCCAAGGCAGUAGACGCGGUGGUGCGGCUUAUCCAUGAGACGCGCACUCUCAAGUCCCUCAACGUGGCCGGCUGCGUUGGCUCGGCUGAUCACCGGCGCACGCUGACCAUCGCGGUGGGAGAGACUGACGGAUUGCAUGUUGAGCUAGGCCCAAGCCCGGAGGAUGCAACUGGCUCCAAGGACAUAAUGUUUAUAGACAAGAUGACGGAGCAUCUGCAGAUGCUGGCGGACCAGGAAGCGCAGCGGCAGAAGGAGAGCUUGGCUGCGAAGAAGACAAAGAAGGCUUGCUAG